AUGUUUAAAUUAGGCAACAUUUUGAUCGCAAUUUUACGUGUCAUCGACACAUAUUCACACCCAUGUGAAGGACCAAAUGGUCCUGAUUGCUGCUUUGGAUAUGCUUGGAACGAAACCAUUAAUAAAUGCACACGUUGUAAUGUCGGUUUUUUUGGACAAGACUGUAGAGAACAAUGUCCAGCUCCUUCCUUUGGCAUCGACUGUCAGUUCAUGUGCAACUGUAGCAAUGCCGAUUGUCACUUUGCGUUUGGAUGUAAACGUUCAGUGUCAGAAUGUGAGACUGGGAGAAUAGGCUCGUAUUGUGAAAUACUUUGUCCAUACCCAAAUUACGGAAAAGAAUGUCAGCAAAAAUGUCAUUGUGAGAAUGUUCUCUGUGAUCCUGCUAUUGGAUGUAACAGCACAACGAGAGCAUCACACAGGAAGGAAAUUACUGGUGUUCCACAUUCAACUUAUUCAACGUUUCCUUUAGGACCAUAUAAUAAGAGUACAAAUUCUACCAUCAUUACCAGGGAGACAGGAGCUUCUCAAAUUUCAAAAUCCAAAAACGGUACUUCUUCAGUCAUGAGAUAUGGUAUAUCAACACACUCGAGUUUCAACAAUGGCUCAAUGAAGAGAAUAUGCAAGAGAGCUCAUACAGGCUCAAAUAAUUUGCUUUAUCGUGUUACAGUCGGCUUAAUAAUUGUUGCAGCAGUGUUUUUUAUAUCGUACAUUGGUUUAACUAUUUAUCAAUGUAUGUUAAGAAUUCCUUAAACAAACACGUUGUCGUAUACCGUAGAACUGUAGCUAACAGGACUGUCUUUUUGUGUAUCCUUCAGAGAUUUACAGUGUGGUUUUAAAUUUGCUAGCAUUGCCUAAUCAUUAACAAAUGAAAUGUAGUUAUUUUUUUAUUUCUUUAUCACUGUUAACAUUAAAGUAACUGUUCAUGUGUUUUGAUAGAAUUUCUCAUCUAUAGAUAAGCUAUAAAUCAGGCAUCAAAUGCAAAAUACAAAAUAUUUUUGGGUAGUCACAAAAGUUUGAUUUCAUAAUGAUAGUCCAUCUUUGAAACAAACUGUAAACUAAAGUAAUGUAGUAACGCGAGCAUUUAUUUACUUUUAACGAAUUGUCAAGGAUGAUUUCCAACGAACA
Magallana angulata is the source of this 1125-nucleotide messenger RNA. RefSeq names its product multiple epidermal growth factor-like domains protein 10. Lineage: Eukaryota; Metazoa; Mollusca; Bivalvia; Ostreida; Ostreidae. The record is from RefSeq and is a predicted model, not a curated record. Bases 1 to 750 code for a protein of 249 amino acids. The transcript has 7 exons. Gene Ontology annotation, molecular function: scavenger receptor activity.